ACAUCGUCAUUCGCCAAAUUAAUUUGCUGUUAGUCGGUUCGGUUGCUGACUCUUGUCUUGUUGCACUUGUAUCACGAAAACGAAAUUUCCUAUCAAAUAAAUUUGGUUUCGGUCGAUGUCGAAUAAAGUUCAUAAAUCCUCCUGAAUUGUUAAUUAAUUGUGUUCCAAAGUUAUCAUCUAUUCUCCUAUGAACCAUUCAUCUAUUUGUUAAGCGUUCCUAGCUCAAGAAGAUUGAAAUUUGCCAUAGACCGCGAGACCGAGAGUGAGAAACGGAAACAAAUAUAUUCACUUCAUUCCCCGCGACUGCUAAAUUGUGAAAAAUAUAAAAUAUAACCUGUGAAUCGUUUUGGUGAUAUAGAAAACAAAUUUAAAAAAAAAAAAACAGGACAGUUUGUGGUCUUGAGUGUGGUGUAUAAAUUCUGAGCAAAAUUCGGCGAGGAGAUAUGGCCAAGGACGAAGAGGAUGAUCUGUUGCCCGAUAAAGACGCAGCAAAAGGUUUUUAUGCCAAAUAUGAACCGAAGGAGAUUCUUGGAAGAGGUAUCAGUUCAACAGUUCGAAGAUGUAUUGAAAAAGAAACUGGCAAAGAAUUUGCUGCAAAAAUCAUCGACUUGGGUGGUGCAACAGAAGCUGGUGAAUCAAAUCCCCUGCACAUGUUAGAAGCCACUAGGCAAGAAAUAUCCAUAUUGAGACAAGUUAUGGGUCAUCCAUAUAUAAUUGAUUUGCAAGAUGUUUUCGAAUCGGAUGCAUUCGUAUUUUUAGUAUUUGAACUCUGUCCAAAGGGUGAGCUUUUCGAUUACUUAACAACAGUUGUAACGCUAUCAGAAAAAAAGACUAGAACCAUAAUGAGACAAAUUUUCGAAGGUGUCGAAUAUAUACAUGGUAAAAAUAUUGUCCACAGAGACUUAAAACCAGAGAAUAUUUUGCUGGAUGAGAAUCAUAAUGUUAAAAUCACAGAUUUUGGUUUUGCCCGUCAAUUAAAAGAAGGCGAAAAGUUAAACGAUCUUUGCGGAACUCCCGGCUAUUUGGCUCCUGAGACAUUAAGAUGUAAUAUGUUUGAAGGAUCGCCUGGUUAUUCACAAGAAGUUGAUAUUUGGGCGUGUGGUGUUAUAAUGUUUACCCUACUGGUAGGAUGUCCUCCUUUUUGGCACAGAAAACAAAUGGUAAUGCUGCGCAAUAUCAUGGAGGGAAAAUAUAGCUUUACAUCGCCCGAAUGGGUGGACAUAUCAGAAGAUCCAAAGGACCUCAUUAGAAAGUGUCUAGUCGUCGAUCCAUCGCAAAGGAUCACAGUCAAGGAAGUAUUAAGGCAUCCAUUUUUCAACCAAGUCAUCUCAAAACCUGAGCGCUCAAUUGGACAUCCUACUAGUUACGAGCAGUUAAAAGAGCAGAGUAUACAAAAUGGAAACUACACUCUUAAAUUGUAUAUCACCAAAAAGAAUUAUGAUAAUCUUAUUGGUGAAGUAUCACCAGCAUCAAAUCAAAUUCAAAGUACACAGCUCCGAAAACAGAGUCGGUUUAAUGCUAAAAAGAAAUUCCAGUAUGCUAUACUGUGUGUUCGUGCAAUGAUAAGGAUACGAAGGCUUCGUUAUACCUCUGAACCAUUAUGCGUCGAUGAUGCUAUAAGAGACCCAUACAGAGUGAAAGUGCUCAGAAAGGUUAUUGAUGGAUGCGCUUUCCGAGUAUACGGUCAUUGGGUCAAGAAGGGUGAAGGUCAGAAUCGGGCUGCUCUUUUCGAGAAUACACCACGCACAGAACUUCACGCACUUUACAUAAACAACCUUAGUCGAUAGGAGUACCUAAAUUAAAUUCAUUAAAAACGAACAAAAUUAAAGUGCACCAAAAUAACUGUUGUCACUACUUCUACUCUAGUACUCACAUGUUACUAUUAUUUAAUAAUAUUUUUAUUGAUUUGACAAUUUUAGUUUUUAUUUAUAAUUUCAUAAGUCUAGCCUUAAUAAUAAUUAUUUUAAAUUGUUGUAAAAUUAGAAAGAAAAGCAAAAUGUUUAUAUCACAAAGUUGUUCAGUAUGUACAAAACAGCUGAGUUAAAUAAAAAAACAACAAAAAUAUUAAUGAUGUAAUAAACUAAGUGAAUGUAUGUAUUUAAACAAAAAAAAAAUACUUAUUUAUAUUGUUGUUAAUAGAUUUUGAAUGUUUUUUUUUGUUGGUAAAGAAAAGGAACAGUCAAUCCUUAAACAAUGAGCAAUAAACAAACAAAAUAUUUACAUACAUACAUUAAAUACAUAUACGUAUUACUUUGUGAAGUGAUUUAAAUUAUUGUUGAAUUAUAGAAAUCCUGGAUUUUAGAUUCUUUAAUAUCAUAUCUACAAUAAAAAAAAAAAUGCAAAAACAAAUUUUGAACAAAGAAUUUAAUAAAAAUCUUUAUAAAAUA
Molecule: messenger RNA, 2387 nt
Organism: Eupeodes corollae
Lineage: Eukaryota; Metazoa; Arthropoda; Insecta; Diptera; Syrphidae
Gene: PhKgamma
Product: phosphorylase b kinase gamma catalytic chain, skeletal muscle/heart isoform
Exons: 11
Coding region: 444-1787 (447 amino acids)
Biological process (GO): protein phosphorylation; glycogen biosynthetic process
Cellular component (GO): phosphorylase kinase complex
Molecular function (GO): phosphorylase kinase activity; calmodulin binding; ATP binding
Source: RefSeq, a predicted model, not a curated record